AUGGCAUUGGAAGACAAUGGUUCUGAUGACUACACACAGGACGGGACUGUGGAUCUCAAAGGGAACCCUGUCCGCAGAUCCAAACGAGGUGGAUGGACUGCUUGUUCUUUUGUUGUUGUAUAUGAGGUUUUUGAACGGAUGGCUUUCCAUGGCAUAUCAUCAAAUUUGGUGCUUUAUCUCACCAAGAAGCUCCACCAGGGCACAGUCACGUCAGCCAAUAAUGUCACCAACUGGGUUGGGACUGUUUGGAUGACUCCAAUCUUGGGUGCAUACGUAGCAGACGCCCAUUUAGGACGGUAUUGGACCUUUGUCAUCGCCUCCGCAAUCUAUUUUGUGGGAAUGUCAGUUCUAACACUAUCAGUUUCAAUCCCUGGACUAAAGCCCCCUCACUGUGUGGAUCCAAAUGUAGAGAAUUGCAAGAAGGCAUCCACAAUACAAUUAGCUGUGUUUUAUGGUGCCCUCUACACACUGGCUGUGGGUACGGGCGGGACGAAGCCAAACAUCUCGACCAUCGGAGCCGACCAAUUCGACGAUUUCGAACUGAAGGAGAAAGUUCACAAGUUCUCCUUCUUCAACUGGUGGGUGUUCAGCAUCUUCUUUGGGACACUCUUUGCCAACACAAUUCUUGUCUACAUACAAGACAAUGUGGGCUGGACCCUGGGUUACGGGCUUCCCACUGUGGGCCUUGCAAUAUCAAUACUGAUCUUCUUGGCGGGCACGCCAUUUUAUCGACACAAGGUGCCCACUGGGAGUCCCUUCACAAGGAUGGCUAGGGUUCUAGUGGCUGCCGUAAGGAAGUGGAGGCUACCCCUUCCUGCUGACCCUAAAGAACUCUAUGAGCUUGAUUUUGAAGAAUACACCAAGAAGGGAAAGUUUAGGAUUGACUCCACACCCACCUUAAGGUUAGUAUUGAGCUCUUUAAUUUUUCUUGUCAUUUUGGUUUAA
Molecule: messenger RNA, 945 nt
Organism: Ilex paraguariensis (yerba mate)
Lineage: Eukaryota; Viridiplantae; Streptophyta; Magnoliopsida; Aquifoliales; Aquifoliaceae
Source: the annotation of a GenBank genome assembly